Messenger RNA from Sphaeroforma arctica JP610, 745 nucleotides. RefSeq lists its product as hypothetical. The record is from RefSeq and is a predicted model, not a curated record. Lineage: Eukaryota; Ichthyosporea; Ichthyophonida. Bases 22 to 387 code for a protein of 121 amino acids. Gene Ontology annotation, cellular component: membrane. Gene Ontology annotation, biological process: vesicle-mediated transport. The transcript has 3 exons.
GGACUUUUCUUCACUGGCGUUAUGGCGAUGCUUUCUUUCCAUCCUAUGUGCAUCCUCGUGGGCAUGUAUAUAGUGUUUAUGUCGAUGGUGACUGCUGUGAUUGAAGCACCGUUGAUCUAUCGCAUCUCAGAGUUCACACAGGGCCUGCAUGCCAGGUUCGACGGCGUCAAAUGCUGGCAGAAGGGGGUCUUCUAUACCGCCUCGAUUGUCCCGGUGUUCCUGUGUAUCGAGUUCACCACCAUCCUCUCCAUCCUGUUCCUAACCGGAAACGCUGUGGGAUACAUCUUCUUAGCUAUGAGUACUCGCAGACAAGGGCUGUCUGUGAGGUCCGAUGGAGGCGAAUCAGGCCUAUCCACAACGACAGAUGAUCCAUUGCUGACAAGUUAGAAAACGACUUGUAGCAUCAACGGAUAUACGGAAGCACGGCGUGGUAUUGGUCUGAAUACUGAUCAGUGCGUAUUAUACCAAUAUUAGAGUGCAGAAUUAGUCAACCAGAGAUGAAUUAAUGGGGAGUUACCUGGCUUGGCGAUAAGGCUAUGAAUGGAGACCGCUAUAAACUUGAUUCACGCUAAAAAUAACCUAGAUUGCGAUGUACUAAUAUCGAAAGGUUCUUCAGUGCAAUGGAUGAGAUAUAACCAGAGCAAGUGAGAUGACUAGUACAAGACCUCCAUCUAUUUAUGUCAGUAGGUCAGUUUCAGAAAUAAAAUAAAUACAUUGUCAAUAGCAGAACAUGCUUCAGUAUGAA